CGCCAUGAGCGAACGUCGAGCGGCAUGAGAAUAGCAUGCAUUACAUAUAUUUUAUUAGCCGUGGCGCAGACAGGCGUUGAAUCAGUCAAUAUAUUGGCUAUAUUCCUGUACAAUAUGCCCACGCCUUAUUUGGUUGUGCGACCUUUUCUGGAGAAACUCGUUGCCAGAGGACAUGAGCUAACUAUUAUAUCCGCAGUGUUAUUUCUACCCGACAUCAAAGGCGCGCGUCAUGUACGUGUAAACGCAUUGGAUAGGCUUAUCAAUGACAUUUUAAAGUGGGACUGGGAUGUAGAUUUUGACAUGAGCAAGUGGCAGGAAUCUUUGUGGAUAGCAGACUUUCAUUACAACGCCUCGCUUGCAAUUCUUAGCGAUGCGGCAGUGCAAGCGAUGCUCAAAGAUAACAGCCAGCACUUUGAUAUGAUGAUUAUGGAGCCCAUUCACUCGGAUGCACUGCUGGGCAUAGCCGAACAUUUUGAUGCCUGCUUGGUGGGCUUGUCGGCAUUUGGCUCCUCGUGGAAGCUUGACUAUGUGGCAGGCAAUGCAGCGCCAAGUGUUUAUACACCCUACUCACCGACUGGAUACACCAAGGGCCAGAGCUUCUUGGAGAAGUGGCAGAACUGGAUAUAUAUCAGUGAGGAGUGGCUAAUCGAUAGACUUGUCUACCGCCCAGGCCAGCAGAAGCUGUUUCGCCACUUUUUUCCCUAUUCAACGGACAUACUGCAGAACAGACGCCGCGGCUUUUCGCUCAUACUGGUCAAUGAGCAUUUUAGCUUGGGACGCGCCAAGUCGAAUGUGCCCAAUAUAAUCGAAGUGGCUGGCAUGCACUUGGAGCUGCCCAGCGAGCCGCUGGACGAGCAGCUGCAGCGCUUUCUAGACGAGGCUGAGCAUGGCGUCAUUUACUUUUCUUUAGGCAUAGAAAUCAUAGACAAAUUUUUACCUGCUGAGCUGUGGGUAAUGCUGCUGCAAGCAUUUUCACAGCUCAAGCAGCGAGUCGUUUGGAAAAUUGAAAUGGAUAUAAAAAUUCCAGCAGAGCAAGCGCAACGCAUUUACUUAAGCUCCAGUCUGCCACAGCGCCAGCUACUGCAGCAUCCCAAUAUGAAACUGUUUAUAACACAUGGCGGCCUGCUGAGCAUUAUGGAAGCUGUGCACGCUGGUGUGCCAAUGCUUGGUCUGCCCAUCUAUUAUGAUCAAUUUGCCAAUAUGGAGCGCAUGGAACGCUUGGGCGUAGCUUGUAGCAUUGAAUUAAGUCUGAUAACAAUUGAGAAAUUUACGCGUACGAUUGAGAAUCUGCUCUAUAGUCCGCAAUAUAGACAGCGUGCCCAGCAGCUGUCCGAGCGGUUUCUAGAUGAACCUAUGCGCCCCUUAGACAAAGCCGUCUGGUGGACCGAGUACGUGCUGCGGCACAAGGGAGCGCCGCAUAUGCGCAUGACGGAUGAGGACAUGCCAUUUAUAUCCUACUAUAGUGUCCAUAUACUCACAGUGCUAAUCGUCCCCAUUGGUCUGGCUGCAUUGUUGUUGCUUCUGGUAGCUUACAAGUUGCUUAGGAUACUAUGCAAGUUGUUUUGUAAGCCAACAGCAACACAUCAAAUAAGCAUUCGUAGAUGCACAAGAGAUCGAAGCUGCGUGUUAAUUAAUUAA
Drosophila busckii is the source of this 1638-nucleotide messenger RNA. RefSeq names its product UDP-glucuronosyltransferase 2C1. Gene Ontology annotation, molecular function: UDP-glycosyltransferase activity. NCBI's taxonomy places the organism in Eukaryota, Metazoa, Arthropoda, Insecta, Diptera, Drosophilidae. Bases 25 to 1638 code for a protein of 537 amino acids. The transcript is spliced from 2 exons. The record is from RefSeq and is a predicted model, not a curated record.